UGGAACUUCAGUUGAGGUAGCCCGCAGGCGCCGGUUUUCUUGUACUCUUGUACUCUGUGUAUUCUGUGCACCUAGGUAUUCUGCAUUCUCUGCGUGGCAACUUUCCGCUCCAGCUCAGCCCCCCCCCCAUAUCGCACCCGUGGGCUACCCCACCAGCCGCAUGCCGUGGCCUCUUGGCCCUCUUUUGGUGGUGCUGCAUCCCGGGUCGGUGUUUCCCCCGCCCGAAACUCACCCACGUCGCCAACUUUCCACGCGUCGGUCGACUCCUGCAGCUCUCUCAGCUUCUUCAGCUUUCUCGGCCUUCUUUUCUUCCUCGCACACGUGCAUCGUGCGAGCGAGAGACGCCCACACUUCUCUUCGUCUGCUUCCUCAGCGUCCUCUAAAUAAAGCCUACCCACAUCGAAGCCGACCCUCCGACCUCCGACCUCUCCGACCCCCCCCAACCCCGACCGAUCCUGAAAGUCAGCCGCGGGCACUAACCCAACCAUGGGUCUCAUCGAAACCAUCGACGAGAGCCUCUCCAGCUUGGCUGGCCAGUGGAAUCCCUACUCGACCGGCCUCCUGACUCUGCUCUUCGCUCUCGUUUCCUACCGCGUGCUCACCACCCGCGAGCCCGAUGUCCACCCCAUGCUGCUGGCCCGGCAGGCCGUUCCGUCUCCCGUCCGGAACGAGGGCGAAAGCCCCGUCUACAGGUCUCAGGCCGCCCCUCACGGCAUGCCCCUCAACCCCGGUCUGAACGUCAAGGAUGCCGGCGCCUCCAAGUGGUCGCGCGGCCGCGAUGGCGACUUGAGAGAUGUCUGGCGCAGGGUCGUCCAAGGUGGCGACGACGGCGUCACGGGAAAGAUCCAGACCGUCCUGGGAAAACAAGUCGUUGUCGACCACAAGCUACAGGACAUUACCCGCCAGAUCAACCUCAUCGGACAGCACAUUGCCGACCAGGGUGGUAUCCGGGUCGCCAUCUAUCUGCCCAACUCCGUCGAACUCCUUGCAACGCUCUUCGCCUGCAGCUUCUACUCGAACCUAACCACCGUCCUGGUCCCCUUCAACGUCACUGAUGACGAGCUUGUUUCCAUGCUCCGCCGCUCCGCCGUCGACACUUUGAUUACCGCCCCCGGCGCAUUCCCCUUCGAUGCCGUCAUCAAGGCAUACCCAUCUCUGCGCCAGCUCAUCUGGGUUACGGAUGAAGGCAGUAGCCACAUGGAUUGGAAUGAGGUCCCCGAGGGCACCGGCAGCAGCAUCAACGUUGCCACCUGGCAGGAUAUCCUGAGAGAUGCCCCCGUCGAGGCUGGACUCGAGCUUCCCAACCUUGAUCCCGAGCACGCUCCCAUGGACAUUGUGACCUUUUGGCAGACCAAGCCCGGCCAGAUGGAGGAGAUGGUGCGCUUCAACCAGGCAAACAUGGUGUCCGCCAUUGCCGCACAGCUUGCUGCCAUCCCCGUCAAGGAGCGCAUCAAUCCAUCCGACCUGUUCCUCCCCGCCGACUCGCUUGCCAAUGUCCACACUCUGGUCCUCACUCUGGCCGCAAUGUACUCGAAUGCAUCAAUCGCCCUGAACUCUGUUGCUGGACAGUCACCAGAUAUCGUCGUCGCAACUCAGGGUGUUGCACCGACCAUCAUCGUCGCCAGCCCCCAGACGCUCCUUGUCUCACACGCCGAAUCGAUGAGGAGGCUAAGCUCUCCUCUGGCCAAGGCCUCGCACGCCCUCUCGACGCGUUCUCUGACCCAGGAAGGCAUCAUGUCCGGCUCGAACCCUCUGUCUGCCUUCGCUUCUGGCGCAUCCCCAACCAUCGGCACAACCCCAGGAAAGCUCCGCCUCGUCUACACGGCCGAGCGAGCGGGUGCCGAUACGCCUCAUCUCUCAGCCAGUGUCCUCUCCGAUCUUCGUAUUUUCACGGGUGCGAGACUCGUUUACGCGCUGACGGCGGCCAAGGUUGCUGGAGCGAUCACCCAGACUGCAUUUUAUGACUACCGACUUUGCGACGAUGGCAAUGGUCAUUUCGGCUCACCCUUGACGAGCGUCGAGGUGUUCUUGAAGGACGAAGGGCCGCACCAGACUACAGAUGAGAAGAUCGAAGGAAAGAUUGUGGUGAAGGGCCCCUGUGUUGCUGGGGGAGUGGCCAACAUUGGUGUUGCUGGAAGGAUUCGCAACGACAACACGCUGGCUUAUGCUUGAAGACAUACAAUCAAUACCCCUGAGGACCGUUCACAUGAUGAUAGAUAUGCGCGGAUAGGAGAAUUGCUGAUGACCUUUUAUUGGUGAAUAAUGAAUGGGAUAUUUCAUUUACCCUGUGUGGUUGAUGUUUUCUUGCCGUCGCUGUGCAAUGUAAAGUGUUGAGCAGGGUUGUCAAUGAAGGGACACGAAUAAGGCCCGGGUCGCAUAGGGCUGUGGCUGUUCUCGGUAGCUGAAACAAGGUGUAGCGAGCGCGUGGUUGACAGCUGCAUGUGAGCGAUGGUGUAAACUCUGAUGUGGGAGAUGACAUGUUCGAAAGUUCCAUGGGUGAAAGAAUCAGUUAGUGCUUUCGCCCCCACAGAGACGAUAAAUUUGGUCUAGACCAGACGGCACUUCAUAAUCAGCUCCUCAUUACCCGCUGGCUAGGUAUUCUAAAGCGAGCUAUAGCC
This is a messenger RNA of Ilyonectria robusta, 2618 nucleotides long. RefSeq lists its product as uncharacterized. The record is from RefSeq and is a predicted model, not a curated record. Gene Ontology annotation, molecular function: long-chain fatty acid-CoA ligase activity. NCBI's taxonomy places the organism in Eukaryota, Fungi, Ascomycota, Sordariomycetes, Hypocreales, Nectriaceae. Bases 487 to 2172 code for a protein of 561 amino acids. Gene Ontology annotation, cellular component: membrane; endoplasmic reticulum. The transcript has 3 exons.